Fimicolochytrium jonesii is the source of this 1877-nucleotide messenger RNA. RefSeq lists its product as uncharacterized. The record is from RefSeq and is a predicted model, not a curated record. NCBI's taxonomy places the organism in Eukaryota, Fungi, Chytridiomycota, Chytridiomycetes, Spizellomycetales, Powellomycetaceae. The transcript is spliced from 2 exons. Bases 139 to 1833 code for a protein of 564 amino acids.
CGACGAACGUUCGUGGGAGGUCCACGCCCUCUCACACAGAGCACUGGCACUUCUUGAAGAAGAUAAAAGGACAGCGCACUCCCCUCUCCAUUCCUCUCCACCAAGCGCACAAUUCAACACCUCUCCGCUCGACACAACAUGUCCACCACCGCCCUCUCAGCCACCUCCGCAAAGCUCAACGGCCUCCUCGACACGCUCUUGGACGCCUUUUUCAAGAACUCGCCUGAAGCGGGUGCUUUUCUCGACUGGCCCCGUUAUCGCGAUGAGAUCUUCGACCUGACAAAGCAGGACGAAUACCUCGCCACCUGCGCCCACACCGCCGCCGAACUCGACUUACUCGACAAAUCCACCCUCACCGAGGAUGAGCAAAACCUGAUUAUCAUGGUCAAGUCCUUCAUCAAAAAAGAGACGCUGGAGGCGCGGACCAUCUCGCGGAAGGAUAUGCCCGCGACCCAUAUGCAGGGCACGAUCGUGGGCUCGUGGAUGCAGCUCGUCCAUGCGUCGGCGGUCAAGACUGUGAAGGAUAUCGAGAACUUCAGGUCGAGGCUGGAGAAGAUUGCGCCGAGGAUGGAUCAGGUCAUUGACGGGUUUCGCAAGGGCAUCGAGUCCAAAUAUACGCUCCCGAUCCGUUCCAUCGACCUCCUCAUCAAAGGCUGCGACGGCUACAUCACCGAAGACCCCGCCACCAACCCCUGGAACAUCGUGAAAGACGUCACAGCCGUCGGACUUCCCGAAGACUUUCUCCACGACGCGAUCCGCACGAGCGUGGUGCCCGCACACAAGAAACUCAAGACCUUCCUGCAGGACGAGUACCGCCAGCACGCCCGCAAAUACGACGGGAUCUACGGCAUGCCCGGGUCCGAGGAAGCCUACCAAGACUUCAUCAGGAUCCACACCGACUCGGACGUCACCGCCGACGAACUCCACCAACUCGGUCUCAAAGAAGUCGCGCGCAUCGCCACGGAGAUGGAAGCCACGAUCGCCAAGCUCGGGUUCCAGGGCUCCAUCAAGGACUUCAUCAACGCCCUCAACGACAAAACGCAGUACCCCCACCUCUACAUCGACAACGUCGACGACAUCAUCCCCGCCUACGAAUCCCUCCUCAAAAUCAUCGACGCCAAGAUGCCCGCCUUCUUUGGCAAGUUCCCCAAAGACAAGUGCGCCAUCGUCGCCGUACCCGCCCACUCCGAAGCCGGCGCCCCGGAAGCGAUGUACUUCCCCGGCACCAAAGAAAAGCCCGGCAAGUUCCUCGUCAACCUCUCCCUCGCCAAAGGGGUGCCGACGCACGGGAUGCGCGCCUUGCUUUUGCACGAAGCGAACCCGGGCCACCAUCACCAGAUGUCGCUGGCGCUCGAGCGGGACACCGACCAUGAUAUCCGCAAGUUGAUCUUUUCGACCGCGCAGGUGGAGGGGUGGGGACUGUAUUCGGAGAGUCUGGGCGUCGAGCUGGGGAUGUACGAGGACCCGCUGGAUUGGUUUGGACGGUUGGAAUUGGAGAUGCAUCGCGCGUUGCGGUUGGUGGUCGAUACCGGCCUGCACCACCUCGGCUGGUCGGUGGACAAAGUCAAAGACUCAAUGCGGCCGUACGUCUCCCUCUCGGAAUCGACGCUCGAGAACGAAGCCAUCCGCUACGCCUGCAUGCCGGGGCAAGCGCUCGCGUACAAGUACGGGGAGAUCAAGAUCCAGGCGAUGCGGGCGACCGCGGCGAAGCGGUUGGGGGACAAGUUUGAUUUGAGGGCGUUUCAUGAUGUGUUGAUGGGGCUCGGCACUGCGCCGUUGGAUUAUUUUGAGACGGUUGUCGGGAAGUGGGUGGACGCGCAGUUGAGCGAGUAGGUGUAGGUAGGUAGAUAGAUAGAUAGGGGGUUUGGACGGUGGCG